Molecule: messenger RNA, 3296 nt
Organism: Tilletiopsis washingtonensis
Lineage: Eukaryota; Fungi; Basidiomycota; Exobasidiomycetes; Entylomatales
Exons: 4
Coding region: 112-3000 (962 amino acids)
Biological process (GO): regulation of DNA-templated transcription
Molecular function (GO): DNA binding
Source: RefSeq, a predicted model, not a curated record
GUCACUCUCCUUUCCUCGCUUCGGCCCUUCUCGCGUCGCCCACGGCCUUUCUGAGCACCGGCAGGUUCGCUUCGGCCUGAGUGCGUGCUGCGACGCCGUUGGCUGCCCAGCAUGUCGCACGCCUCGCCGCGUCCCGGCGCGCCGACAUUCCCGAUCAGCCAGGCGCACUACCAGCAGCACCAGCAGCAGCUGCAACAGCAGCAGAUGCUGCAACAUCAGCAGCAACAGCAGCAGGCGAUGCAACGUCAGCAGCUACUGCAGGCUCAGCAGCAGCAGCAGGCCCUGCAGGCUCAGCAGCAACAUGCCCUGCCGCCGCAGCAGCCGCGCGUGCCGAUGGCCGUGCACGCUCCACAGCAGACGCCGCAGCAGCAGCACUACUCGCCCAUGCCCAGCUCGCUGCCUCCUCGCGCUGCUGGCGGCGGCGCGCCCAUGCCGCCACGCCAUGCGGCACCGGCGCUGCCGAGCCAGAACGGCCUGCUGCACGCCUCGGCGCGCGCCGAGAAGCGCGAGCGCAUGCCCAAGGACGGCGGCGAGCGCUACUAUCUCCGUGGUGGCCCGAGCAACUUCCUGCUACUCUCGCUGCGCUCCGGGCUGCCGUCGCACAUCGACUGGGCCCUGGCGCGUCUGCUCGACGCCUCCCUCAACCACGCCGACCGCUUCACGUGGGAGAAGUGGCCGGGCCUCACCGACACGCUGCUGCGCUUCCCCAUGCGCGUCGUGGCGGCCGUCAAGGGCGCGCCCGAGACGGAGUGGGCGCCGCGCUUCUUCGAGACGGAGGAGCAGGCGGAUGCAGACGAGGCGCUUGGAUGGACCUCGGCACCGCCGAUGCUGGGCGUGACCAGGCCCGCAAAGCGGCAGCGCGCAGACGAGACCGCACUGCCGGGCACGUCGCGUCUCGGCGCGCUGUCCACUGGUGCGGGCGCAUUCCGUCCGGCGCAGGACGACUCGCACGCCGCACUGGCGCGCUGGGCUGUGCUCGCCAGCACGAUCCUGCGCAACCUCUCGCUGCACGGCAGCUUCGUGCGGCACAUGUACACGCACACGCGCGGCAUGCCGACGCUCAUCGCCGACGUGCUGACGCUCGACUGCCUGGCGCUCGAGGCCGACGCGUGGGCCGAGCUGGAGGCGCUGCGCGAGAUGCGCGGCAUCUGGCUCGACGUGUGCGAGUCCGUCGCGCCGAUGCUCAUCUUUAGCCCGCCUGCCGACGCGCCGGCGCCCCUCGUCGCGGCCGGAAAGGCAAACAUGAAGGCGGCCGAGCUGGCCGGCGACGCGAUUCUCGGCUCAGUGGUGUCGUUCAUCGUGCACGCCGAGGACCGGCAACUGCUCGUCGCAUCGCUGCGCAUCAUCGGCGUGCUCGCCGAGCUGGAGCGCAACGAGCACCUCUUCGCGUCCGGCAGGCCCAUCUAUCCCGAAGGGCCUACGGUGCAGGCAGUGGUGCAGCGCUGCGCCCAGCUUGUGGCGCUCGACGCCUCUGCGGAUCCCGCGCUCGUCGAGUCCGCGCUCGACUGUCUCUACCAGCUGCUGCGCAUCGACGGCUUCAACGCCUUGCGCCUUGCCGCAGACGGCGUCGUCAUCUCGCACAAGCCGGCAGCACAGGAUGCAUUCGGCCUCGUGCGUCUGCUCGUGCGCUGCCUGGCCUGCAGGCGAGUCUCGUGGCCCCGCACGCACAACAUCCAGGUGCACCCGCAACUGCACGCCGGCAUCCCCACCCGGCGCGCCUUGGAGGAGCAGGAGCGGCGCGCGCGCUUUGCGGGCCUGGCGCCCGAGCAGGCCGCAGCCAAGGAGGCGUCCAACAGAUGGCUGACCAAGUGGGAGGUGCAGCGCGUCGCUGGCUUGCCGGAGCCGGAGCGGCUGACCACCUGGCUCAAGAUGAUCUACGAGCCGCGCGCGAAGUCCGAGGUCACGCAGGUCGAGCUGUGGGAGACGUACCGCGACCAGUUCACGCCUUACUCGCAACACGGCACGCCCACGGCCGUGCAGCCGGCCGCAGAGGUAAUCCGCAUCGCCUCGGUUGCCUUUCCUGGCGCCACAGCCAUGGUGCAGAACGGCACGCGCUUCGUCAUCACUGGCGUUGCGCGGCGCGAUCGCAGCUCAUUGCGGAAGUUCCAGUGCUGCUGGCGCGGCUGCGCAGACCGUGACAACGAGACGGCUGCAUCCCUCACCCGACACGUGUUGCAGAGCCACCUCGAGGAUGCGCCGUUCGCCUGCGCGUGGCACACCUGCGCGUACGCUGUGCCACCGGAGGUCGCCGAGAGCGGGCGUGCUGAGCAGCUGCGUCGGCACGUCCUCACGCACCUCGCUCCGGCGCCCGAGCCGGCCGAGGCGCCAGCAGAGCGCUCGCCCGACUCGCUGGUCAAGGCCAAGGUGAUCGACAAGGACCCUCGCGGCCGCAUGCUGCUCCUGCCCGAUCUCGCAGCGUCGAAGAAGGGCCAGAAGCGGCGCGGCACGGUGGACAACCCAGAGCCGAUUGCCUUUCGCGUCACGCGCACGCCGAUGGACGGCUCGUCGCGCCCGCUCGGCAUCGCCGGCACUGCCGCGCUCAUCCUGCGCAGUCUGGCGCGCACCGCAGCCGGCACGCUCGACCGGGCACCGGCUGGCCACUCGGCGCGCCGGCAGCAGGGCGCGGGCAAGGCGGACGAGACGGCGAUGCAGGACGCCGACGAGGACCGCUUUGGCCUGCCGCUGCCCGUUGGCGGACGCAUGGACCUGCGCGGCGUCGUGAGGAGCAGCGACGCGCCGGACGAGCUCGACGUCGUCGAGCGGGCCUCGUCGCCCAUCGCUGUCGCACCCUUCAGCGACGAGACGGCCGACUUUGCCGAGUGGCAGUUCGACGCGGCCGCGGCGCUCAUGGAUGCGCUCGGCGCCGUGGAGCAGGACGUGGUGGACAUUUCGGGCGAGAACGACAUUCUCUGCCCCAUCCUCAACGAGACGCUGCAUGAGAUCCGGCCGGCGCAUGUCGAGUCACUCAUCCCCGAGGAGGACGAGACGGAGGGCAAAUAGAUUGCUUGUCAUCGUUGCUCGCUUGUCUGUCUGCCCGUGCACGACUUGGAAGCGCAGACUCUCUGUCGCUCACAGAGAAUGCCGAGCGCCGCCAGCGCGGAGGAUGUGCUGAUCAUCCGAUGAGCCUGCCUUCGCAUGCGGGGGGCCGAAGCUGCGCUGUACCACAGACAGAGAUCACCCUCUCGCGCGCGCGCUCCACGCUCGCCAACGACGACUGAAGAUCUUGGCGUCGGAUUCUUUGCCCGACUGGUGUGUGCGGGGGCCCAUGGCGCGGGCAGCCCGUCCUUGCCGCAAGG